CUACGUAGACUACACCACUGCUCCAGACCCAUAGAGCCAUGGCAGACGUGCAGGACAGCAGCGGCGGCGGCGGCGGUUUCACCAGGAGUGGUGGCAGCAGUCAGGCCACAGACAGGAUCCUUCCAGAAGAUGAGGACAGCAACCCCCACAGCAGGGAGAUCGAUCUGGAGGACAGGGAUCCCAGGAGUCUGAACGGAGACGCCAUCAGGGUGGACUUUGAGGACGUCAUCGCGGAGCCGGACGGCACCCACAGCCUGGAUGGCGUGUGGCGCGCCAGCUACGCGGCCUUCACCGUCUCCAAGUACUGGUGCUACCGGCUCCUGUCGGCCAUCUUGGGAGUCCCCCUGGCCCUGCUGUGGGGGCUGCUGUUCGCCGCCCUCUCCUUCUGCCAGGUGUGGCUGGUGGGGCCCUGCUCCCACAGCUGCCUCCUGCAGUGCCAGUGCCUGGGCACGGUGUACGGGCACGGGGUGCGCACCCUCUGCGACCCCCUGUGCGCCUCCGUGGGACAGGUGUUCCAGAGCGUGAGGGUGGUGGUGCAGAAGGAGAGAUGAUAUGACGCUGUGUGUGUGUUAGCGUGUGUGUGGUGGUGUGCGACCAACAGAGGGAAUCUGAGUGAUUGGUCGAGGAGCUGGAUUGUUCAGGAAGCAUCAUGAGGUUUUCUUAAAUAGAGAAUGGUACUGUCACUGUUCCUUUCAAAGAAUUUUGUAUUUGUGCACCUGAAUUUGAUUCCCACUGACAGGAUUCCACCCAGACCUUUUCAAGUUAUAGCCUGCUAUCCAUAGAUGUUUGUAACAAAUGUACAAUUCAUACAAAAUAUACAGUAAAAUACCCCCAUGAUGAACAUGUGCUGAAUCUGCACAAUGAAAUGGUGUGAUGGCAUUGGCAAGGUUGCCAGGAUGGAAAUAUGUUACUGGUCUGCUGAACUCUUACCAUCUUGGAUUACUGAAGGACACAGGCAGGCUACACACAGGCAGAAAGUUCUUUUCCAGAUUUUUUUCCAGUAGACUUUUAAUUGUCUGCCUCAGUUAU
This is a messenger RNA of Engraulis encrasicolus (European anchovy), 1029 nucleotides long. Its product is annotated as caveolin-3-like. Lineage: Eukaryota; Metazoa; Chordata; Actinopteri; Clupeiformes; Engraulidae. Gene Ontology annotation, molecular function: molecular adaptor activity. Gene Ontology annotation, cellular component: caveola; sarcolemma; focal adhesion. The record is from RefSeq and is a predicted model, not a curated record. Bases 39 to 551 code for a protein of 170 amino acids. Gene Ontology annotation, biological process: regulation of cytosolic calcium ion concentration; cell differentiation; caveola assembly. The transcript has 2 exons.